ACACUCCCCCCUGCUCUGUCCCCUCAGAGCCCCCAGCUCCCCAGGGCAGGGAGGGAAGGGAGACACACACCUCCAGCCAGGACAGACAGACACGGAGAUGGCUGCAGGGACAGAUGGACAGGUGCAAAGCUCUGUGGAUGGCUGGGCAGUGGCAGAGACACACGGACAGGUCACCUUCAGGCCGGACACAGUUUCACAUCCAGUUGGACUCCUGGACACGUGCCUGUCCAUCCAUGUGCCCACCUGUGCCACCAUCCAUGUGUCCGUCUGUCCUCAUCUCUGGGGGAGUUGGAGGAUUCAGGAUGGGCUGCGCUGUCCAGCCGGACACACGGACAGGGCGGUUGGUGUUGGGCAGUCACUGGAAAUGACUGCACAGAUAGACAGAUGGACGGAUGGACACAGGGAUGGUUUGACAGGCAGACACAGACAGGGACACGUCCAGCUGGACACACGGACAGUUCACACCUGGACACACGGACAGUUCACACCUGGCCGGACACCCAGGCAGUGCCCUCCAGCCCCCCCAAGUCCUUGCACAACACCCAAAAAUGCCCCUUUUUACCUCAAAGCCAGCAGGGUUGCACCCUUUCCCUCUGCCCAGCAAUCUACGUGUCCAUCUGUCCAAGCCCCAUCCGUGUCCGGGGUCUGUCCAUCAGUCCUGCCUCUCUCCCCCCUCCCUGGGGGCACGGAGGGACCCCUGACCCCCCCAGUGGGACUUGGGGGUUGCUGUGGGGUGUUCCUGGCCAGGCUCCCCACACCCAGCUCCUUCCUGGGGCACCAGCAGCCCCUUUUUGUCCUGGUUUUAUCCCAAAACAGGCUCUGUUCUGCCCCCCACCCUCAGCCCAGGGUGCAGGGGGAGGGUCUCCCCAAAUUCUGUCCAAAACCUCCUUUUCCACCACACCUGCCCGAUUUUAACCCAUUUACACCAGCCUUGAUUGGGCUUCCCACUUGCACCUGGCAGGGAUUUGGGUGGAAAAGCAGUGAAAACCAUCAAGUCUGGCUCCUGCAUUUCCAAGCAUGAUGAAUCCAGGGAUAAUUUUCAGUGAGGAGUUGGUGUGUGGUGAUUAAAAGUGGGGGCAAACCCUGCGAAUUCAGUUUUCACAAGUAUUUAUGAGAGAGGAGGGAAAAUCAGGAGGAAUUGGGUUUAAUGUGAUGAAAUGUCCUUUUAUCCGGGCUGUUUUGGAGGGAGAGGUGGGUGCCCCUCCCCGGCAGCCCCAAAGCUCCCCUUCCCCUUCCCCUCCCCACGCCGAGGGACGAGGUCGGGGCGCCGACGUGUUUUGUAUUUUUUAAUAAAGUUCGUAAUCCAAUGGACACACAAAACAAAACUGCGCUGAGAAAAAAAAAUAAACCAAAAAUAAACCAAAAAAAAAACCAAGUUCCAUAAAUUAAUUAAGUGUUAGGGGAGGCGAGGGGGGCCGGGGCAGAGUCUUUGUACAAGUGUAUAACACUUCCACAGCUGAUGAGACGAGGGGAUGUUUAAAUGAAGCGCACUUACAAAUGAGUGACAAUACAAAGUCUGAGUAUGAAAAUAAGAUUUUUUUUCUCUGAAAACACAUUUUUGGCACAGAUUAAAAAAAAAUGUAUGUUGUGGGGAUUUGAUUUUUUUUUUAAAGUCAGUAUUAUAUAUAUUUAUAUAUAUUAUAUAUAUAUUUAUAUAUACACACACCCACUGAGUUCUGCAUAUCCCACCAGGAAGGAAAAAAGCUCUCCCUUUUGUUUUGUUGUUUGUUUUGUAUUCUCUUGUUUUUCAGUGUAAACUGUACAUCCCAGAUGAAGAGAAGACGGCUGCAGCAGGGGCAGGUGGAGGAAGAGGAAGGUUCACAUCCGGAAAAAAUAACCCCCCCCAAAAAAAUAACCCCAAAAGAAGGAAAAAAAAACCAACAAAAAA
Passer montanus (Eurasian tree sparrow) is the source of this 1888-nucleotide messenger RNA. Its product is annotated as atrophin-1-like. The record is from RefSeq and is a predicted model, not a curated record. Bases 98 to 1021 code for a protein of 307 amino acids. Lineage: Eukaryota; Metazoa; Chordata; Aves; Passeriformes; Passeridae. The transcript has 2 exons.